Messenger RNA from Molossus molossus (Pallas's mastiff bat), 1520 nucleotides. Its product is annotated as C-type lectin domain family 6 member A-like. The record is from RefSeq and is a predicted model, not a curated record. The transcript is spliced from 6 exons. Bases 107 to 745 code for a protein of 212 amino acids. Lineage: Eukaryota; Metazoa; Chordata; Mammalia; Chiroptera; Molossidae.
CUCAUCUCUGAGCUAUUUGAAUGAAGCCAAGGCUCAGGUAACAUCUUCAGAAAGACCCACACACACAAGAGGCUCUUGGGCCUUCUGAACACAGGAAGCCUGCAUAAUGGUGCAAAAAGAACAACGUCAAGGUAGAGAGAAAGCAGUAUGGUGGCCCCAAGUGAAGAUCUGGUCUGUUGCUGUGAUUUCCAUAGCACUCCUUAGUGCUUGUUUCAUUGUGAGUUGUGUGGUGACUUAUGAUUUUACAUAUGUCAAAACUAACAAGAGGCUGUCUGAAUUACACACCUAUCAUUCAGGUCUAACCUGCUUCAGUGAAGAGACAAGGGCGACAGAAAAAGUCUGGGGAUGUUGCCCAAGUACUUGGAAAUAUUUUGGUUCCAGCUGCUACUUUAUUUCUAAUGAACAGACUUUUUGGACUAAAAGUGAGCAGAACUGUGUUGUGAUGGGGGCUCAUUUGGUGGUGAUCAACACAAAAGCGGAGCAGAAUUUCAUUGUUCAGCACCUGAAUAAAUCACUUUCUUAUUUUCUGGGACUCUCAGAUCCACAAAAAAAUAACAAUUGGCAAUGGAUUGAUCACACACCUUAUGCAGAAAAUUUCAGAUUAUGGCACCAGGGUGAGCCCAAUUUAUCUGAAGAGGAUUGUGCUUCAUUAGUUUUCUGGAGUCCUGGAGGAUGGGGCUGGAAUGAUGUUUUCUGUAAUUCUCAAAGACAUUCAAUAUGUGAGAUGAAGAAGGUUAAUCUAUGAGUGGAACUCUAUUCACUGUCACAUUUCAGUGGAGACCUAUCAUAAAAUGAUAAUUUCCUCUUGAAAUUUAUGUAUAAUUCUUAUCACAGAGGUUCAUGGAAAUAUCCAGAUACCUUACUUCCUUCAAUCAUUCCUCUUAUAGUUUCCUCCUUUCCACUAUCAGUAGGGUGAGCUGUUCCUUCGGGGUAUUUUUCUUUAAUUUGUUAUGCAUUCUUUACUUUAUUCAUUUUUCAUUUUAUAAACAUUCCUUGGGCAAGAGAUGGCAAUAUUUUGUCUAUCAGAUGAUUUUUCAGGAGGUCACUAUUGAAAAUUAAGGUGGACUUUUCUCAAAAUCCCAUUGAUAAAUUUUUUUGGUCAAAAUAGUAACUGGGACUACAAUCACCUGGAGGCCAGGCAAGAGCUGAAGGAUCUGAUGCUUAGAUGUCUCACUAACAUGGCUGUAAAUUUGCUACUGGCUUUUGCCUGAAGGCCUCAGAUCCUCACCAUAGGGAACUCUCCAUAGGGUUUCUUGAGUGAUUCCACAAUAUGGUGACAGGUUUCCACCAGAGCAAGUAAUCCAAGAGAGAAAGUGAAAAUAGCAAUGUCUUUUGUGAAUGACUUGAACUUCGGGUACAUUCUAUUGGUCACAUAGACCAAACCUAACAUCCUAAAGAAGUGGAUUAACCAAAGGCAUAAAGAGCAGAAGAUGAAAAUCACUGAGGUCUAUAUUGUAGAUUGGCUACCAUAGCAGAAUUUCUAUAAAAAGAUACAAAAUAUGUGUAGCAAGAAGGAAAAU